CAGAGGCCUCUGCGCCGCCACCCCGGGAGGGCACCGCCGUGACCUUGGCGUGCACCUGCGGGCCCGUCCUGCGCGGCCCCGGGACCCGAGCGCCGGCAGCCGGGAGCGCCGGGCUCCCCCCGGGCGGCCGCCCUUGGGCGGGGGCGGCGUGGCGAGCGCGGGGGCGGCGUGGCGAGCUUGGCCCGGCGCCGCUCCGCGCCCGGCGGCGGCGGCUCAGUGCGCAGGCACGGCGCGGGAGCGAGCGGCGCUCCGGGCCGUACAUAAUACGUGGUGUCUGGGGCCGGCGCGGCGCAGAGCGGAGAUGGGGCCGGGCCGGGACAGCCGCAGCUAGCGCCGCCAGCGCGGGGGCUCGCCGGCCGAGGGCAGCGCCGGGAGGGACAGGUAGGAAGGAUGAGCUCCUAUGCUGACAUCUGCGGGUCCAAGCACGCGCAGGGCAGCACCGAGGGAGGGUACCAACGCUACGGAGUUCGGUCCUACCUGCAUCAGUUUUAUGAGGACUGCACAGCUUCAAUUUGGGAGUAUGAGGAUGAUUUUCAGAUCCAGAGAUCGCCGAGCAGGUGGAGCUCUGUAUUCUGGAAGGUCGGACUCAUCUCUGGGACGGCUUUUAUGCUGAUAGGUGUAGCUGUUCUUGUAGUGGGUUUUCUUGUGCCACCGAAAAUCGAAGCCCUUGGAAAGGAUGAUUUUGUUGUUGUGGAUACCCAUGCUGUUCAGUUCAAUGGGUCCCUUGAUAUAUGCAAGCUGGCAGGAGCAAUCUUGUUCUGUGUUGGAGGGUCCACUGUGGCAGCAUGUCUGCUAAUGUCUGCUUUUGCUAAAAGUUACUCCAAAGAAGAGAAGUACCUCCAGCAAAGAUUUAAAGAGAGAAUAGCUGAUAUAAAAGCCCAUGCAAACCCAGUCACAAAAGCGCCAGCACCGGGAGAAUCAAAGAUACCUGUCACUUUGUCCAGAGUACAGAAUGUCCAGCCUUUAUCUGAAACCUGACCCUUCCCUUGGGUUUUGUUUCUCUUGUAGAUCACUUUAACUGGAGAAUAUCAGCCCUUGUUGGCAUCUGUGCUAGUCAAGUAAAACAUCGAGUGCUCCGCUAUAUAAACAUGCAGCUAAUGGGGAAGCUGCUCUGGUAAAAAUUUAGGAUUGGGAAAAAGGAAAUUAUGUGAUUAGACCUGUGACUAAUAUAUUCAGUACAUUUGAACCUUUUAAUCUGUGUGGGUACAGUAAGUUCUUGCAACAAUUAUUAGGUGUUUAGCUUAUCAGAUUGCAUCCCUGGGAAACCUAAGGUGCACUUAAUGACAGCUGUACCAGGAACACUCUACAUCCCACUAUUUAAAAAUUAGAUGAAUUUGCUCUUUUUUCAGUUUCAUUAAUUUGUUUAAUUUUUAUGGUUUUUUGCUUUAAAAUACUCUUUAGUCUUACAUUUCCCACCUGGUUCUGCUGUCUGGGAAUCCAAGAUUCUGCCCUUGUAAUUUGCACUUGUCCUCCUGUCACAUGCUACAGUCUGUAUCAAAGUAAUACUGCACAGGUAAAACAUAUAUGUCAGGGAGAGCCCUUAAUUUGAUCCUGGCACAUGUCACUUCCCAGCAAUGAAACUUCCUGGGAAAGGCAAGUUAUACUUGAUCCUGAGUUAUAACUAACCUGUGCUAAACUGCCACUUUUGUCUUAGUCAUUGCCAUGUUAGCAAAAACUACAGAGAAAAUAAAGAUAAGGAAUUCCUGUGGGAGGAGGAACAUCAUACUUGUGUGUCUUUGCUUUGAUACUGUUUCUUAGACUGUAUUAUGUUGAGGAUAAUACAAAAUGUUUUUGUUUUGUCUGGGUGAGAAUGAAUAAAUGUGGUUUGACAUAGCCAGGCCCUGUAUUCUGUCAGUACAUCAAUGCCAUGUUAGAUGAUCUCAACGUACGUAUCUGAACACAUUUUGAAAUGCUGUUUAUAUUUUUAUAGAGAAUAGAAGACAUUAUGCUUAACCAGAUACAUCUGUGUAAAUGCUUACCUAAAGACUUGUCCUUUCAUGGAAGACCCGUAACUAUUUUCUCACCCAGGCCAAUUAUUUUACUGUCUUAAUCUAUGGAUUUAAAUUAAACUGUAUAAAGAUGUGACAUUUGUACUCUCUGACAAUAUGUGCCACCUUAUAGUUCUGUCUAUUUUUUGAAUGGAUUGAAUAAAAUUCUAGGCGUGAGCCAGCCAUGGA
Messenger RNA from Parus major (Great Tit), 2177 nucleotides. It is a transcript of the gene NRSN1, whose product is annotated as neurensin 1. Gene Ontology annotation, biological process: nervous system development. NCBI's taxonomy places the organism in Eukaryota, Metazoa, Chordata, Aves, Passeriformes, Paridae. Bases 391 to 978 code for a protein of 195 amino acids. The transcript has 3 exons. The record is from RefSeq and is a predicted model, not a curated record. Gene Ontology annotation, cellular component: neuronal cell body; neuron projection; transport vesicle.